This is a messenger RNA of Sitodiplosis mosellana (orange wheat blossom midge), 1441 nucleotides long. RefSeq lists its product as uncharacterized. Lineage: Eukaryota; Metazoa; Arthropoda; Insecta; Diptera; Cecidomyiidae. Bases 919 to 1380 code for a protein of 153 amino acids. The record is from RefSeq and is a predicted model, not a curated record. The transcript has 5 exons.
AUUUUUGUUACAUUUGUUUCAUUUGAUUGGAAAUGACUGAGAAAUAUUGACUCAAAAACGAAUAUUUUUGAUGUCCAUACUUUUUUAUUGAACCAGAAACACACAUCCAUGAAUUUGACGUUUCACUUAAUUCAAAAAUGAGAAACGUGUUACUCCUUCGACUGUUGCGAUGACAUUUCAACGCAUACAAAACGUUUUCAAACAUUUUCACGAAGUGAUAAAUAGCCAUGUCUUGUGAAACCUGCGAGUGAUUUCGAUUAAUUUUUGCGUGAAUAUUUUGUUUUAUUAGAUGAUUGCGAACAUAGUGUGUUGAAUUAAUUUUGUACAAAGAAAAAUUUAAAUAUAGCACUGGUUCAUAAAAAUUACGCAUCGCUACGGACUAAAUCGCAACGAAGCAAACUAAUCCAAGUCUUUUUACCAAUGAUCAUUUGGUCACGUACAAGUUCAUCGAUGUUGGAUUUAUAAUUCAUGAGCAACCAAGUCUAUCUCUUAGUUGCUGCGUGCGAAAAUGAUAAAAGGAGAGAAGAACUAGUUUAUUAUCAAAAAUGAAAGUGAGGCGAAUAUGCAUUGUGCAUUGGUUUUGGUUUGAGUAGAAAGGGGCACCUGUAGCAUUGACUCCGUCACAUUAUUCAUGGUUUGUCGCUCUUCGGGCACACAGACAUUUGCACGCAUACACACGCCGUUCAUCAUACGGCGAGUCGAUAUUAUAUCAUUUUAUUUCGCUUGAACAUAAAAGCGCAGAAAACCAAUGUUAUGAGUCUUUGCGUUUUCAUAACAUCACAUAACCGGGCAUAUGGUGACCGCAAAAAAAAGAGGGAGAAAAAAGCAACAUUCAUAGUACCACCAAUUCAUUGAGAUCCAGUUGCAAAUUGGUAAUCGUUUCAAACAGUAGAAGAAAUAGCACUUAGUUCAAAUAAAAUGUACAAUAAAAUGAAUUUGUGUCUAGUGUUGCAUGUGAUAAUUGGAGCUUCAAUUGUUAUUGCCCGACCAGUCGAUGUAAACAAUGACGAUCGACCGUUGAUAAACUACAUUUCACCACACGAGUUAGAAGACCUGCCGAUUGUAGAAAAGGAGCGAACAGGAGUUCUGGAAGUAGAAGGCAUCCCAUCGAAAGGCCUAUCGAUUUAUGACCAAAGUCAACAAAAGUUUGCUCAACUUUUGAAUAAAAAUGCCGAGCCAAUCGUUGAUACGAUUCAAGAGGAGGAGAAGUAUGGAAAUGAUGGUGAGCGUCCCUUUGAUCGUGCUAUUGUAAAUACAUUGGAAAAAGUUUCUAUUUUCGUUAACAACGCAAUUGAGACACCAAAAAAUAUCGCACGAAGCAUUGCGUCGUCAAUUACGUCGGUAUUAGAUCAAGUGGGAGCCAAAAUAGUCGGUUUAUAAAUACUAUGCUUCAAGUAGUACAUAAGUGAUUGUUAUUUGUAAAUAAAUGUGGUUCAAUGGA